AAAACUGUCCGUUCCUUUUCUUUUUGGUUUGCGAGGGGGUUUCCAAAAAUUUUCACGGCCAAGGAGAGGGAAGAAGGUGGAGAAAUCAUCUCAAGUAGAAGGAAUCGUUCAUGAAGGCGGUUUCUCCGGCGGACGGAGGAACCAGGCAUCAGUCAACGUCGCUGGUGAUUUCUCAACUGCCUGCGGCGGCGCGGCGGUUGGAUUUCUACGUUCAGGAUGGUCGCCUGAGCAACCUCAAGGACACCGUCGAGUUCCGAGACUGUUUUAUCUCUCUGGCUAAAAUCAUUGAUUUCGCGAUUGCAAACAAUGAGGUCCCAGCGAAAGCUCGAGAAUUGCCUUCACUGCUCAAGAAGGUGUGCAGGCGUAGAAGUGAGCAUCGUUUCAUAUAUGCUGCGUUAAUGGUGAUGAUGGUCUCGGUUAAGAAUGCUUGCCAAUUGGGAUGGUUUCAACAGAACGACGCUCGGGAACUUUUGGCACUCGCUGAUGAGAUACAUAAUAGUUUUUGCGGUCCUGGAGGUAGCAGCCCUAAUCAAGAAAGUCCAGGCAGUCCAUUUUCACAGAUCAUGGAGAGGUUCUAUCCAUUUAUUAAGCUGGGGCAUACUCUUCUUUCUCUUGAAGUAAAGCCGGGGUGUACAAUAUUGACGAAUGACUUCCAUAUCUCAAAGAGGACGCCACAUUCUACCCAACAGAAAAUAAGGUUAUUUGUUGCUCGAACGGACAACAUUGAGACAUCUGCCUGUAUUAUAAGUCCUCCAGAAGUCAGCUUCCUAUUGAAUGGAAAGGCAGUUGAGAAGAGAGUCAACAUCCAAAUGGAUUCUGGGCCUCAGAUACCAACAAAUGUGACUGGAUUACUCAAAUAUGGGACGAACCUUCUACAAGCAAUGGGCAAUUUCAAGGGGCAUUACAUCAUCGUUCUUGCCUUUAUGGGUGUGAUACCGCUGUCCGAAGCACCUGUGCUGAAAGAUUACGUUCAGUCUGAAAGCAUUGAAUCAAAUUCAGAUGCUGACCUAAUCGAGGGGCCAUCUCGGAUAUCUCUCAAUUGUCCUAUCAGCCGCUCUCGUAUCAAACUUCCUGUCAAGGGUCUCUUGUGUAAACAUCUUCAGUGUUUUGAUUUCUCAAACUAUGUCAACAUUAAUAUGAGAAAACCGUCAUGGCGCUGUCCACAUUGCAAUCAGCCUGUCUGCUAUACCGACAUUCGUGUGGAUAAGAACACAGUGGAGGUUCUAAAAGAGGUGGGAUAUGAUGCUGCUGAUCUAAUAAUGUCUACUGGUGGAUCAUGGAAAGUCGUAAUGGAAAAUGAUGAGAAAAUGGAACAUGUGCGUCAAACCAUUCAUGAUCAUGAAGACCCAACUAGCAUCUUAAAAUCUGGGUCAAUGGUUUUGGAUCUCACUGGGAAUAAUGAUGAUAAUGAUGAGAUUGGAACAUUUGGUAAUACCGAGGUUGAAGACCGGAAGCCUCUUUUGUCUGAUAUUCAAGGCCAGUCUAGUAAUGAUGUGAAUAUCGCUGCUUUGAACGAGGCCUUCUCUGGGUUUGAUACCUCGAAUGGCCUAUCACUGGAUCCUUCUAUGCUGAAUCUGAAUCAGUUUUCUACUCCGAGCAACAGCAUGCCACAGCCACCGCAAACUUCAGAUACUGCCUUCGAGCAAGAAUAUCCUAACUUAUUGCAAAUACCAAGAAGCCAAGAUCCCGUAUCAGUACAAGCCCUACCUGUGCCAUCAUUACAGACCUCAUCUGUUCCAGACAGACCGACCACAUUCUGUGCAUCAGUACCCACUUCUCAGUCCUCUCCGUUUCAGGCUUCACCCAUUAGGCCGGUUGGACAUAACAUGGCCGAGGCUUCUCGGGUUCAGAUAUCAUCUGCACAGGAUAGACUUGAAACUACCACCAGGUUCAGCACAUCGUUGAUACCAACGCCUCAAUCUUCUCAGGCUCAUGCUUCAUUUGUUCCUCCCGUUCGACAUUGUCAAGGUAGAGCCUCCAGGUUGAUGGAGAGAUGGAGACCAUAUCACCGAAAUCCAUCUCAAGUGCCAACCAUGGCUUCAUCCCGGGAUCAUCCUUCAAUACAGAACCGGAGGCAUCCUGUUAGAAGCCAGUUCCCAACAGCCAUAAGACAACAACCACCACCACCACCAUCGUCCCUUUCACAGUCUCAUACAGUGAAAGGAACAACCUUUGGCCAGCAAACAAGGUCUGUCCAGAUGGAGAGGCAAAGGCUUAGCCAAGAGGGUCUAACGGUUCAAUCUGUAUCACGGGUCAGCAACCUUGUGGACCAGACCACGGCUAACAACUGGCGGCCACAGGGCCGUAUGAGAGGAAGCCUCGUACCUGGUUCAUAUUCCACGGCUCUUGACCAACUCAUCAUCCGACCAACUCAACAGUCUCAGACAACUCAACCACAAGUUCAAACACCGUCACCAUCUAUGGCUUCAUACAAUAUCUCUGUUAAUAUCGGAUCGUUUUUGGCUAGCCGAAUGCACGGGACGAGUAUUCCCAAGACGCAAACCGUGACAGAUUCAUCACCUCCUGGUUAGAUCUGACCACCCGAUCUUGGUAGGACACAACACUAACAUAACAUUUUGAAAAGUGGUUAAUGUGGUAGUAGAUUGUUUUUUGUUUUUUUUUUGGGUUUGAAUCGGUUUAGUCUUCCGGUUUGCAUAUAGGAUUCCCGGUUAGUUGUUCGGUUAUAUAUGUUUUCAAGAGGGCUGUACUCCAUCAGUCCGUCUGCAGUGUAAUGGAUGCUUGUGCUGAAGGAAUGGUGGUGUAUGAUUCCCGGUUUAACAAUGUUCUCUUUUGUUAAGAAACGGCAAAUUACAAUAUAUAUACACACACAUGUGUGUGUGUGUGUGAUUUGCUAGCGUUGUACA
Molecule: messenger RNA, 2864 nt
Organism: Tarenaya hassleriana
Lineage: Eukaryota; Viridiplantae; Streptophyta; Magnoliopsida; Brassicales; Cleomaceae
Product: E4 SUMO-protein ligase PIAL2-like
Exons: 16
Coding region: 111-2531 (806 amino acids)
Biological process (GO): protein sumoylation
Molecular function (GO): SUMO ligase activity; zinc ion binding
Source: RefSeq, a predicted model, not a curated record